Molecule: messenger RNA, 1864 nt
Organism: Frankliniella occidentalis (western flower thrips)
Lineage: Eukaryota; Metazoa; Arthropoda; Insecta; Thysanoptera; Thripidae
Exons: 4
Coding region: 589-1467 (292 amino acids)
Molecular function (GO): NAD+ poly-ADP-ribosyltransferase activity
Source: RefSeq, a predicted model, not a curated record
AUUAUGUAUGUAUCCUCGCAGAACCCUCCUUGCUGCACCGCGGGCCACCGACAGCUGGCACACAGACAACCACCGCACCGCUGCACUCUACGCUGCACCAGCCAUUGGCACCGCUCCUCUGCUCCUCGCUUGCGCUCGAGCUCCAGCUUUGAGAACGGUCCUCUCGCUAGUUUCCAUAGCGCUGUCUCCUUUCGACUGACACUCGCCAUACAUUCGUCAAUAGACUUCGCAGCCUCUGUCUGCACUUCGUGGUGCACUGCCCUGCCGCACAAUCACUACGGGUAAACCCAGUCUCGACGCUCUCGCCUCCUCUCGCCUCCUCCCUCUUCUCCCCUCCUCCCUCGCCUGCAUCCACGCCCUCGCAGCUCUCCUCUCCUCCCCUCGCUGUCGCCACACCCCUGCCAGUCCCAGUCAGUCGCGAUCGAGUAGCCGACCAGUGAGCAUCACGCCAGCGCUCAGCCGCCCCGCAUCGCUUGCUUCCAGCACUCCGCUACACGCAAGCGGACACCGACGCCGAAACUAGCAGCAGUUUCGGGCUCCGGUUCCGAAUCUCCCUCGCCGUCAACCGGAUUUUGACACUGCUCGCCAAUGUCGUCGUUUGGAGCGCAGCACAGGCACCCGACGUGGACCACCCCGUACCAGCGUUACCAGUACCGACCAGUGCGGAUCAGGAAGAUCCCUAUCCGGGACUAUUCGCGCUAUCCGAUUUACCCUGGACAACCCAAUCUCAUCGACUUGCCUCGUGGCAGCGAAGGCUACUGGAACAUCGCGCAACUGUGGGAGCAGUACAAGGGAGAAAACGUCAACAAGUACUCCAUCAGGACCAUCCAAACGAUAUGCAACUCGGACAUAUAUGAAGAGUUCUACGCAGUGAAGGAGGAGUACGAGCUGUGCAAACCCCGCGCCGAAGUGUACACGCUGCUGCAUGGCACAAAGGCGUCAAACGUGGAUGGAGUCGUUCGGAACAACCUACGGAGGGAGUACAUCGACCUGGCGGAAGAAAAUAGAAAUAGCCAGUUUUACUGCGGCGAUGGAUUCUACUUUACGCAGAGUGCUCCAUACGCUUUGAAAUUUUCCGAACCUGAUGACAUGGGCUACAAGUUCGUGUUCGUUUUCGACGUCCUCGUCGGAGACAUGUACGCACCACCGCAGAACACACCCAGAGAGCACAUCCCACGAUUGCUCCCGCAGUGGGAACAAUGUGAGGUGCUCCAACGAUAUCACAGCGAGAUUUUCAGACCUUCCAGGACCAAGCUACCGGUCUCUAUGAGGUUCGACACGACACGGCCCGCCAGGAAGCGAGUUGAAUCCUUCGUCAAGUUCCAAGAGGCGGAGUUCUACCCCACCCACCUCAUUACCUUGGAGCCUGUGGAGCGCCGUGCUAUGGAGACAUCAAGCAACACCCUUAAUUUCCACGAUCGCUACUCUAGCGCUUCCCAUUAUGGGCGUUACUCUCAGCGUUACUGAACCCUCUGAACUCAUUAAACUGGAUAACGGGCAUGAAUAUUCGCACUGUGUCUGUCUGUCGGUCUGUCGGUCUGUCGGUCUGUCUAUCUGUCUGUCUGUCUGUCUGUCUGUCUGUCUGUCUGUCUGUCUGUCUGUCCCUGUCGGUCUGUCUGUUUGUCUGUCUGUCUUAAAAAGGCAGAACGCCUUCUAAAGGCCACAAACAAAAUGAUAAAUUUCAUAAAUUACCUGUAUUUUACAACAACAAAAAAAAAAUCUUCGUUAUAAUUUGAAGACAUUGCAUAGCGUAAAAUUUCCUGAUGGGUUUGAGUUGUAUUAAAGUCAGUAGCAUUUUGCCACUUUGAAAAGAGCUUCACUCGAAUUGCCAGGUCGAACCAAUAAUAAUUGAUGGAUAAAACAA